AAACAGGAAGAAUUCGAAUACGGUGUUCCUCAGUCCCAAAGAUAGUUUCUGAAGUUAUCGGAAAAUUGCACAACUAAGAUUUCAAGCUUACGAGAGAUGGAAAACAUCACUUCUUCUACCCCAACAGUACUAAAAGAUUCGGAGAAUUCGCAUGUAGGACUUCAGAUCGCGUUUAGCCUGAUCGCAGCCACUUCGUUCACCUUCAAUCUUUUGUUUUGUGUGAUGCUUUUGAGAAACCCUGUCAUGCUCAAGAAAGCUCAUAACAUCUUGUUGUUUAAUUUGGCCGUCGUGGAUAUGUUGACAGGUGUCUUUAUCGUCGCUACCCCUGGUUACGUCAUCCUGAAGUCUUCUUACCCAGUCCCCCACGGAGCGGGAGGUGAAGUUUUCUGCCGACUUCUCAGCAACAGAUAUUUGUUGUUCGCCAUGGGAAAGGUCUCCAUCCUUCUCGUAGCCUGUUUGGCCAUUGAACGAUGGUUUUGCGUAUUCAGACCAAUGAAAUAUGAGACACACUUUAGCAGGAAACGUGUUUUAAUAUACGUAAGCGUUAUGUUUAUUGUAACCUGCAUUCUCUCCAUGAAUAAGUUUUUCGAAAUAAGCCUUUCUGGAGAGAAAUGCGUCACGAAGAAAGCGCCGUAUGGUAAGGAAGGAACGCGUGCUUUCAUUGUCACGUACAGUGUAAUUACUUUUUUUAUUCCGUGUCUCUUGACAUGGUUUACAUUUGCUGAUAUAGCAGUCCAUCUCCCAUCCUCCCUAAGUCGAAGCGCCAUUGUUGAGACCGAGCGCAAGGUACAAAAAGCUCUUCUGCGCAUGUGCACUUUAGCAGCAGUCGCUCUAACAUUCUGCGGUUUGCCUGCUCAAACCAUUUAUACCCUGAGUCCUUUUGGGAUCACAAAGAUUGGUAGCGCGUUACACAAAGCUUUCAAUGUCCUUGUGCUUUUCAAUUCUUGCAUGAAUCCCUUCAUUUAUUAUUUCACUAACAAGGAAUAUAGAAAGGCGUUUAAAGAUCUUCUCGGAUGCAAAGGAAAGCAGAGUGGAAGAGACUUGGAGUUAGAGACUCAAGUCACUGGAUAAGUAAAAUUAUUUAGGGAUGUGUACAUAAUGAUCUUUUUUUGGCUUUGUAAAGGCAAAAAAUCAACAUACAAGGGCGAAGUUAGAGAGAGGGGGGGCUUUAGUCGCACGAGAGCCGAUACCUCGUUUUGACAAUAAUUGAAAUGUCAAUAACAAGAUAGUGAAAGCUUACCUCUUUAUUUUUCUGGAAAAUGCUGCUUCCCCCCUGAUGGGAGGUACUUCAUAAGAGGGGUGUUUUUUCCAAGAACACACGGGGGUGGCGGGGGGCUUGUGGUGUCUUAGACGGCUCCAUUUUUCAAGAAAAAAAGUGUAAUUUAUGAUGAUACAACAUCCUAGCACCAUAUUCUCAAACGUCAGUAAGGGGAAAGUGUAAGACUCUUAAGUAAAUCCUAAGGCGCCAGAGUCCUCUGUCGUCUUAGCAUUGGUUAAAGCCCCGAGGAGAGGAGGCCUCACUCUUUAAGAGAAAUGAUUGGUUUUCAGGGACAAGGAUACUACAGCAUUUGAAGAACGCAAUAAUAGUUCCGAGCCCUUAAACUGUGUCUUCGCUCUCUAAGUGCUUUCCCGAUUUUUUUAUAGUUUCCAACGUCUCGUCAAUUAUGUAUUUGAAAUAGCAAAGCUAAGUUUACUAUAAAUCUGUACUUUUCUUCACUUACAUUUUAUGAUCAUAAUGCUAUAUGAACCUCCAUGCUUAUUACAUUCUAUUAUCUUUCUUACAUAUUAUCGUAUAAACUGUACAUAUAUUGUAGUCGUAGUCGUGAUUAGUCGUAUUUUCAUGAGAGUUUAACAAACAAUAUGAGCCACUUUAGUCUGAGUAAAUUUUUUAUUAUCUUUACAGAUUUCAUUACUGAGUUCCAAUGUGACAUCAUAUAGGCGCGUUUCAGAUCAAAAAUGAAAAUGCAUAGACGAACCGCAAAAACAGUUGACUAGGCUACGGGACGCCCGUAAUUUUUUUCGCAUGAUGUUUCAAGAUUAAGUCUACGUGCGCCUACCGUGAGACAAUGAUAACGAUAACCUUCGAUAAAAUAAAUCUUUGUCUUACUA
Molecule: messenger RNA, 2109 nt
Organism: Pocillopora damicornis (cauliflower coral)
Lineage: Eukaryota; Metazoa; Cnidaria; Anthozoa; Scleractinia; Pocilloporidae
Product: G protein-coupled receptor 83
Biological process (GO): G protein-coupled receptor signaling pathway
Cellular component (GO): membrane
Molecular function (GO): G protein-coupled receptor activity
Source: RefSeq, a predicted model, not a curated record